Molecule: messenger RNA, 1427 nt
Organism: Pristis pectinata (smalltooth sawfish)
Lineage: Eukaryota; Metazoa; Chordata; Chondrichthyes; Rhinopristiformes; Pristidae
Gene: gghl
Product: gamma-glutamyl hydrolase
Exons: 9
Coding region: 195-1133 (312 amino acids)
Biological process (GO): tetrahydrofolylpolyglutamate metabolic process
Cellular component (GO): vacuole
Molecular function (GO): gamma-glutamyl-peptidase activity
Source: RefSeq, a predicted model, not a curated record
CCACCCCCUGUGACGCCAGCGGCCGCCAGGCAGCCGGGGGGAUCCCGGGCAACUCCCAGCCGGUGCCCCCGCACCCACACCUCGGCGACUCUCUCACCGACAGCCCCACAGGCUGAGAAAGAGGAAAUCCCCGUCGCCGCUACUCCCAGGUCUUGGAUCUCCCCGGCAGCCCAUCCGGUGAAAUCGGACGAACUAUGUCUCAGGCAGCCGCACUAUUCAUUCUCCUGUUCGGCUGCAGCUCCCUUGCUGGAGUCCGGAUGCUGCGAAUCAACCAGAGACCCAUCAUCGGGAUAUUGGCACAGGAAUCACAUGAUCCAGUUCUUCUUCCGCAUGGGAAGACUUACAUUGGUGCGCCUUAUGUGAAGUAUCUGGAAUCAGCCGGCUGCAGAGUGGUGCCAAUCAGGCUGAAUUUGACACAUGAAGAAUAUGAAAGGAUAUUCUAUUCAAUCAAUGGUGUUCUCUUCCCUGGUGGAGCAGUUAACAUGAAGACAUCCAGUUUUGUUAAAGUUGCAAAAAUAUUCUAUGAUCUUGCAGUAAAGGCCUUUGAUAGUGGUGAUUAUUUUCCUAUAUGGGGAACUUGUUUGGGACUACAGGUCCUGGUCACGCUGACUGCUGGAAAGGACUUACUGAUAAACACCGACACUGAGAACAUUUCUCUCCCACUUAAUCUGACCAAUGCUGCCGCAUCUAGUAAAAUGUUCCAGAACUUUCCUCCAGAUGUUUACGGUGCUUUGCCCAUUGAGCCUCUGGCUGCAAACUUCCAUCACUUUUCCCUUCCCGUACAGACUUUUCUGGAAAAUGAGAAACUGGAUAAAUUCUAUUCGAUCCUGACGACUAACACUGGCAGAAAGGGUGUGCAGUUUGUGUCAACUAUGGAGGGCAUCCAUUAUCCUUUCUACGGGGUUCAGUGGCACCCAGAAGUAAGUCGGUUUCAGUGGCAGCUGGAUAUGGCUUUCCCACAUUCUCCACAUGCCGUUCAAGUUUCCUUUCUCCUGGCUGAUUUUUUUGUAAAUGAAGCCCGGAAGAGCUUGCAUUAUUUCCCAAGCCCAGAAGAAGAGAAAGCAGCUCUGAUCUAUAACUACAACCCACAAUAUAUACCUGCAUCCAGCUAUAUCCAGGUCUACUUUUUCUAAAGAAUUACAAAUUAGGUUUUAGUUAUUGAAAUAAUUUUGAAAGAUAUCCACAAAAUUACCUCCAGCAGAAAACACAUUAUUUUCAACUCACCGCCAUACUAAUCUAAAGUGAUGGAAUGAAUAUGGUCAUCACUUUCAGAUUCAGACCCUGAACUUAAUUGCACUAUUAAUAUGACUUGCAAGCUUUAAAGCUUACCAUUCCUAACACACUACUCUGCAAUUUCCCCACUAUUUUGUUAUAUCUGCAUCAUUUCUAUGGUGAUAUAAUUACUUUAAUAAAUAUAUAUUCCGCAA